UACUCUGCUCUAGCAGCUAUCUUAAUGAUUGCAAGUGCGGCGGACAUCAAGCAGGAGAAUGGGAUGGAAAGCGCCUCGGAAGGGCCGGAGGCGCACGGAGAAGUGGCGGGGGGCGCGGCGGCGGCGGCGGCGGUGGUGGUGGGGCUGAGCCCCCCGGCUCCAGCCCCUUUCCUCCUGGAGCCGGGGGACGUCGCGGUCGCCGCCGCCAGGGUGAGCCGAGAGGAAGGGGCCGCGGCGGCCGAUCAGGUACGACUGCACUCGGAACUGGGGGGCAGGCACCCGCGGCCGCAGCAGCAGCAGCAGCAGCACGCCGCGUCCAGCGCGCAGCCCCCGCUGGCCUUCUCCCCGGACCACGUCGCCUGCGUGUGCGAGGCUCUGCAGCAGGGGGGCAACCUGGACCGCCUGGCCCGGUUCCUGUGGUCCCUGCCCCAGAGCGACCUGCUACGUGGCAACGAGAGCCUGAUGAAGGCGCGGGCGCUCGUGGCCUUCCACCAGGGCAUCUACCCGGAGCUGUACAGCAUCCUCGAGAGCCACAGCUUCGAGUCGGCCAACCACCCGCUGCUGCAGCAGCUCUGGUACAAGGCGCGCUACACCGAGGCCGAGCGCGCCCGCGGCCGGCCGCUGGGCGCCGUGGACAAGUACCGGCUGCGCAGGAAAUUCCCCCUGCCCCGCACCAUCUGGGACGGCGAGGAGACGGUGUAUUGUUUCAAGGAGAAGUCGCGCAACGCGCUCAAGGAGCUCUACAAGCAGAAUCGCUACCCUUCGCCCGCCGAGAAGAGGCACCUGGCCAGGAUCACCGGCCUCUCCCUCACCCAGGUCAGCAACUGGUUCAAGAACCGCCGGCAACGCGACCGGAACCCCUCCGAGACCCAGUCCAAAAGUGAAUCAGAUGGUAAUCCUAGCACUGAAGAUGAAUCCAGCAAAGGACACGAGGAUUUGUCUCCUCACCCACUGUCGGGUGCAUCUGAUGGCGUCACCAACCUCAGCCUUUCCAGCCACAUGGAGCCAGUAUACAUGCAACAGAUUGGAAAUGCUAAGAUAUCGUUAAGCUCUUCUGGAGUUUUGUUGAAUGGAAGUUUGGUACCCGCAAGUACUUCACCUGUCUUCCUUAAUGGUAAUUCUUUUAUUCAGGGACACAGUGGAGUUAUCCUUAACGGACUAAAUGUGGGGAAUACGCAGGCAGUGUCACUGAACCCACCAAAAAUGUCUUCAAACAUUGUGAGCAAUGGCAUAGCCAUGACUGACAUACUGGGGUCUGCCUCUCAGGAUGUGAAAGAAUUCAAAGUCCUCCAGAGUUCUGCUGUGAACUCAGCAGCCACAACUUCCUACAGCCCCAGUGCCCCCUUGUCAUUCCCAGGCUUGAUCCCCUGCUCUGAGGUGAAAAGAGAAUGCAUUCAAACAGUAGCUUCCCAGGAUGGGGGCUCUGUGGUGACUUUUACUACACCAGUGCAAAUUAACCAGUAUGGCAUUGUCCAGAUCCCCAAUUCCGGAGCAAACGGCCAGUUCCUUAAUGGGAGCAUUGGAUUCUCUCCACUCCAGCUGCCUCCUGUCUCAGUGGCAGCUUCACAAGGUAAUAUUUCCGUAAAUUCAAGCACUUCAGAUGGAAGCACAUUUACAAGUGAGUCUGCCACAGUCCAACAAGGAAGAGUUUUCUUGAGCUCUCUGGCUCCUAGUGCUGUGGUAUAUACCGUUCCUAAUGCAAGCCAGACUGUAGGGUCUGUGAAACAGGAAGGCUUAGAAAGAAGCCUGGUAUUUUCUCAGUUGAUGCCUGUCAAUCACAAUGCACAAGUAAAUGCGAGCCUAUCUUCUGAAAAUAUCUCUGGGAGUGGCCUCCACCCGCUGGCCUCUUCGUUGGUUAAUGUAUCUUCAGCUCACAAUUUCUCCCUGUCUCCCCCUACACUACUAAACGCCACCGAGCUAAACCCUGACCUUGCCGAUAGCCAGCCCAUGUCUGCACCUGUGGCAAGCAAAUCUACUGUGACACCUGUCAGCAACACUAACUAUGCAACUCUACAGAACUGUUCCCUUAUUGCUGGUCAAGACCUAUUGUCAGUCCCCAUGACUCAGGCUACCCUUGGGGAAAUCGUUCCUACAGCUGAAGAGCAAGUGGGUCACACCUCACCAGCAAUGCACCAGGAUUUUGUCAGAGACCAUCAUUUGGUUCUCCAAUCAGUAGCUAACAUAAAAGAGAAUUUCUUAUCAAAUUCUGAGAGUAAAGUAACAAGCAGCUUACUGAUGUUAGACUCCAAAUCCAAAUAUGUCCUAGAUGGUAUGGUUGAGACCGUCUGUGAAGAUCUGGAAACAGACAAAAAGGAGUUGGCCAAGCUCCAGACUGUCCAGUUGGAUGAAGAUAUGCAAGACUUAUAAACUUCAUUCAACACACACACACACAUACACGCCCGCAUGUGGGCCCCUUUUGGCAUCAGCAGCAAAUGUUUUCGCGUGACCCUGAAGAUGUAAGGCAUUUUCCCUUAAAGGAAAAUACUACUUCUAUAAGUCAAUGCAUUCAAGAGACUUUGCAUUGGUCUGCAUGAAGAUCACACUUAAAAUGUAGGAGUAGAACUGCAUUGCUGCAGCCUUUUGGUUCACAGAUAAUGUCCUCUUUUACAUAGAUGGGAGACAAAGGAACCAAUUAAAUGUAUCGAGUCAUCGCAUAUCAUUUAGUUGGCAAUAUAAUUCUAAGGUCAAAGUGGAACUUGGUAGUAUUUUAAAUUAAAAUAUAUAUAUAUAUACCUAACAUAGACAAUUUAAUAGGGAUAGGCUGUUAGAAACAAUGCAGUUGUUUUUGUUUACUUUUACCCCAUGGGCAUUGAUAUGGUUAGGAAACAUAUAGUACUCCAAACUUAGUAAGGGUGUGUUUCUGAAGCUAAGUAGCUUAAGUAUAUAUGCAAAUGCAUAUAUACAUACAUUCUUUUUUUCAGCAUUUUAAGGAAAGUAUUAGUUUAAGUCUCUACACAUUUCCAAAUGUGAUUGUUAAUAAUUCAAUGUGGCAGAGGAAGUUGUAAGCUCCACUAAAAACUCUGAAACAAACUUCAGUAUGAAUGUAAAUAAGUCAGUUAUAAAAGCAGGAUUUGAGGAGGUACCAUGAAUUUUAUUUAUACUGCGUAUGUUUCUCUUACACUUCAGGCACUAGGA
Molecule: messenger RNA, 3135 nt
Organism: Jaculus jaculus (lesser Egyptian jerboa)
Lineage: Eukaryota; Metazoa; Chordata; Mammalia; Rodentia; Dipodidae
Gene: Six4
Product: SIX homeobox 4
Exons: 4
Coding region: 25-2367 (780 amino acids)
Biological process (GO): regulation of transcription by RNA polymerase II
Cellular component (GO): nucleus; transcription regulator complex
Molecular function (GO): DNA-binding transcription factor activity, RNA polymerase II-specific; RNA polymerase II cis-regulatory region sequence-specific DNA binding
Source: RefSeq, a predicted model, not a curated record